AUGGGAGGUUUGUUUGAAUUCAGAGAUAAUAUCCAGGACUCAUCUCUUUUCUUCCAGGCCUGCCUUGACUUCCAGUGUGUGAAUGCCUCAGCUCUACUUCCUGUGGACCUCCACUGUGAUGCCAACAGCACAUGUAACAGCCGGGGGGUGUGCAACAACCUGGGCCACUGCCACUGUAAUGACGGCUGGGGACCUCCUUACUGUGCCAAGUCAGGGAGAGGGGGCAGUGUGGACAGCGGGCCUGCACAGAUAGAUUAUUCCCUGAGGGACGGCCUGCUGAUCUUCUUCCUGCUGGUGGUUCCCAUCCUGGUGCUCCUGGUGUUAGUGCUGCUCUAUGUGUUUAGAAGGGAUACCCUGGAAAGAUGUCUCAAAGGACCACGCUCCAGACGCUCCAGGUCAGGGAACACAGCGAAUGGCCAAGCGAAUGGCAAUGUCCCGAAAACACCAACUCCACAGCCCCUGGCAACACAGGCCUCACCCCCUCAGCCAAUGCCUACAUAUCCACCAUCCUCUACCUCAGGACCCAGGUAUGGAGAAAACAACAAUUGGAACCAACCUCCUGCCACCCAGCCACCUCUGCCCCACCAAGGACCAGGUGUUCCCAAACCUAUCCCUCCCAAGCAUUAACCCUGACCCUAACCGACCUCCUGCCACCCAGCCGCCUCUGCCCCAGCAAGGACCAGGUGUUCCCAUCCCUCCCAAGCAUUAACCCUAACCCUAACCAACCUCCUGCCACCCAGCCACCUCUGCCCCAGCAAGGACCAGGUGUUCCCAUCCCUCCCAAGCAUUAACCCUGACCCUAACCAACCUCCUGCCACCCAGCCACCUCUGCCCCAGCAAGGACCAGGUGUUCCCAUCCCUCCCAAGCAUUAACCCUAACCCUAACCAACCUCCUGCCACCCAGCCACCUCUGCCCCAGCAAGGACCAGGUGUUCCCAUCCCUCCCAAGCAUUAACCCUGACACAAACACCCCUUCCAACAUAAUGGGGCUCUUCCCUUAUUCGUUAUUGUAAAUUGCAUAUUUGGAUUUUACUCACAUUGUUUGUUAGUUUGUCGGUAUCUCAACAACAAUAUUUAAACCAUUUUAUUGCAGGAACAUGAUUUGGUGACAGGGACUUUUUAAGAUAUUGCUUUUUACAUUAUACUACAGAAAUGAAGGUAACAUGUUUUGUAAUAAAAGUAUACAUAUUGUUGAUAUUGUUAAGUUCCACAAAGGCUCAAUUUAUUUUAUGAGCUGUUUACAAGAUUUUUUAUAUAUUUAAAUGUUACUCCUAAUAAAUAUUGAAUAUAAGAUUUCUA
This is a messenger RNA of Salvelinus namaycush (lake trout), 1299 nucleotides long. Its product is annotated as disintegrin and metalloproteinase domain-containing protein 9-like. The coding region runs from base 1 to 627 and encodes 208 amino acids. The record is from RefSeq and is a predicted model, not a curated record. Gene Ontology annotation, cellular component: plasma membrane. The transcript has 6 exons. Lineage: Eukaryota; Metazoa; Chordata; Actinopteri; Salmoniformes; Salmonidae.